Molecule: messenger RNA, 1269 nt
Organism: Penicillium verhagenii
Lineage: Eukaryota; Fungi; Ascomycota; Eurotiomycetes; Eurotiales; Aspergillaceae
Product: wax synthase family protein
Exons: 2
Coding region: 1-1269 (422 amino acids)
Biological process (GO): lipid metabolic process
Source: RefSeq, a predicted model, not a curated record
AUGUCGAUUCUUCGAGAUCUUUAUCUCACUGGGCUCAGCUCCGUGUUGCAGUAUAUCAUUCCAACGGUAGUCCUCGUUACAACACAAAAGAGAUCGAUUUUUCGAUAUCUCACUAUCCCAUUGAUGAUAUGGAUCCUCAGCUGCAAUGUGCGCCCAAUGGACCCAUACUGUCAGUUGUUUGUCUUUAUCACGGGUCAACUAUUCAUGUCUAUUCCUCAAGCCACCACCAAUUUGUUGAUCAACCCUCUUGAUGCGGAUGAUCUCAUUCGCGAAGCACCGGAUCAAACAAAGACGUUCGCUGGACUGCUUUAUUACGCGUGCCGGCAGCAAUGUCAACCCCGUGCUAUAGGAACUCCUCGACAGGUGAAAGGCAUUAAGCCGCACCCAGCAUAUUAUCGUGAUACCAAAACAGGUACCAUGAUAGUGUCUCGAGGAUCGUUUAUAUUGCGACAAUCUGUUAUUUUAAUAUGGCAAUAUGCUGUGCUUGACAUGGUUGAAUUCGCUGCCCAUGCGCAACCGAUGAAACCAACGCCUCAUCAGACAUUUUCGGACCUUGAGUGGAAUGUAUCUUUUGAGGUGUGGAUUGAACGUGCCAUUUCGAAUCUGGUAUCUUGGUUUUUGAUCGCUCGUAUUCUCAUCGAUCACCGAUACCGCUUGGCAUCGAUUAUAUCUAUUGGGCUGGGUUUAGGCACUCCAGAAGAUUGGCCACCAUUGUUUACAAGGAUGUCUGAUGCUUAUACGUUGCGGAGAUUCUGGGGAACCUUUUGGCAUCAGUUCCUUCGGCAGCCACUUACGGCAUUCAGCAAUUUGAUCGCACGCGACAUACUGCAUCUUCCAAGGCCCUCAGUACUGGAGAGAUAUACGAACAUAUUUCUUGUCUUCCUUGGAUCAGCUAUACUCCAUCGGACAAUUGAUAUAGUCCUGGGAAUCCCCACUCAAUACUCCGGGGCCAUGCCAUUCUUUACGACCUUUGCUUUGGCAUACAUGAUAGAAGAUGGUGUGCAGGCACUCUACAAAUGCAUUAAAGGAUUCGAGGAGAAGGAUAAUACGGGACUGAAUUGGAAGCACAUUGUUGGUUACUUGUGGGUUGCCACAUGGCUAGGAGUGUCGUCAACUUGGUACAUGUACCCGGCUUCGCAACGCACUCCCCCACACGCAUUGAAAAUGGUUCCAUUUGCAGUCUCCGAACGUAUUGGAAUUGCACCUGUUGCAGGAUUUGCUGUCAUUGGCGGACUUGGUUUGCUAUUUGGAUUUAAGAUUGAGUUGUAA